Molecule: messenger RNA, 3135 nt
Organism: Anneissia japonica
Lineage: Eukaryota; Metazoa; Echinodermata; Crinoidea; Comatulida; Comatulidae
Exons: 6
Coding region: 89-706 (205 amino acids)
Molecular function (GO): oxidoreductase activity, acting on metal ions
Source: RefSeq, a predicted model, not a curated record
AUUAUAGCAACAUAACCGAAAGGUGUAUAGUCACCGAUAUACACUUACAUCCACUACCAAAAUACUGAUUUCAAACGAAGGAAGGACAAUGAAUAUGCAAUUGACAAUUUGUGUCAUUGUAAUGGUGAUGGGCCUGGUAUCUGGUCGUUCAUCCGGUCCUCCGGUCGGAGAAAAUGCAGGUUUGUGCACCAGUAUGACUCCACAGCACGGUAGCAAUAAACCGAAAACCGACAACCCACCAUUCAUGAUCGUAGUUAGUAGCAGCACCUUCACAAAGGAUAACCCAAUAACAGUCACUAUUCAAAGCCCAGGCAGCACGACGUUCAAGGGACUGUUUGUACAAGCUCGAGUUUCCGAUGCAGACUUUGCUAACAACAGCGCCAUCGGAACAUUCUCUUCGUUUAGCUCCAACACUGGUGGAUUGACCUGUUCCAGCAAUGCCAAUAGCGCCUGGGGUCAUACUAGCAAUGAAAACAGAGACUUGGCCAGUGCAGAGUGGACAUACAGCGCAGGUUGUGAUGACAUUGGGCCUGUAGCAUUUAGGGCAACCGUCGUGGAAAAAUAUGCUGAAUACUACGUUAACAUCAGUUCAGAAGAUUUGCGCUUUGACAAUAGCACUUGUAAAGACAAUGGUGCAGGAAUGAGAGCAUCGUCAAUGAUAAUGAUCGUUGCAAGCAUUUUCUGCUACAUGGUUCUGUUGAUUUAAAUGCUGGCUCACGAAUGGUUAACCGUCAAUAUCAAGCUACAUCAUUAUUGCACUUUACAAUUACCAACAUUUUAAUAGUCGAUAUCUGGUAUCUGAUAUAAUUUAAUAUAUGGUAUACGAUAUACAAUAUAUACUAUAUGGUAUGGUCUUUAUAUAUGGUAUAUAUAAUAUAUUAUUCUAUAUGAUAUAUAAUUUAAUAUAUGGUAUAUAAUAUAUAAUAUUUGGUAUACGAUAUGUAAUAUACAAAUGCAUGUUGUUAGCCAUUCCUUUCUAUAGAAUAUUUGGUAGUAUACCUAAUUUAGGGCUUCAGGUUGCACAUCUAACCUAGUUUAAUUGUUGCACAGGUUUUACAGCACUUAUUAUUAGAGUAGAGUAUAAUCUUUAUACUUAUUCAGAUGUUCACGUAGGCCUAUGCAAUAUAGUAAUUCAUUUGGUGCAUUGAUAAGUAGAAAUGCAUCGGUGAUGUCAGUCAAGUUAGGGAAUUACAGUUAAACAAAAAGUUUUUGAGCACAACACAGUACUGAAUGAUGUAGGCCUACAAUUUACUGAACGGUGCCGCUACAGCCAUACACAAAAAAAGUGGUUUUACUAUUUAUCAACGUACGUAUCGCUUCACAUAAGAUAAUAGUAGUAAUAAGAUAUAUAAUCUUAAACAUGCUAAUACUUUUAUUAUUAUAUUAUAGAUAUAGGCCUAUAUGAGUAGGAAUUAAAAGCUAAAUGGAUAUAGUGUUCUUCUAAACCUGGGUCAGCCCGCAACAUUUUAGUAAUUUUUUUAAACAAUAACAUCAACCUUCAACUAAACAUAACAUUUAUUUGCUAUAAAAUAAACGCUAGAUAAAACGAAGGAUACUAGAAACACAAGAUAGAGUUCUCCACAGAAAAAUACUGUUCCACCAAAACUGUGGGAAUACAGUGGGGCGCCGCGUGCGGCUGGACCUAAAAAACUUUUGCCAAACUUACAUAACGGUAAAUAAAUAACCUCCUUUUGCGGAGGUAGAAAUUGUUGCCAUUAUCCAUAGGAUACAAACAAGUAGGAAUAAAUAAAUCAAAAGAAUAAAUGACACAAAAGCGCAGAAUCGUAUGACCCGACUCUGAUUUAAGUGAUAAAGUUAAAAAUAAAAAAUAAAUAAAAUAUAAAUUGAUCUAAAUGGUAUAUAAGUAUAUAAGAAUAAAAAACUGAAACCAAUCUUCGAUAACUUCAUCAAUACGAUAUCCAGGCGAUAACAAUAUCGUCGUCUGGAUUUAUAUAUUACUACUGUGUACGCAGUAUGAUAAUAAAAAUUAUAACUUUAUUUAAUAAAGAACAAACAGUAUCCAUUUAAAAUGGCACUGUGCAGAAUUUUAAAAAUAGAAAUUUACACAAAAUCAGUACUGAAUAUAUAAUAUACAUUAAAAGUUAAAUAGAAAAUCGGGACAUCAAAAAGCAUCACAAUACAAUUUAGCACAUCAAAAACCUACAGUGAAAAAAUAUAGGCCUAACAUACGAAGACUUAAAAAAGACGCGACAUGAAAGAGAACAAUACAACACUAACAAAUAUCGUUGGAUAUUUUUAAAAUACUGUGUGCAAUUUAUUAAUGUAUAAUGGACAGUUACACAAAGGCCUGCCCUUUAAUACACAGAGUACUAUACACAAAUAUGAUUGGCUCGAAGUGUCUAAAUCACUCAAUGGAUAUACGCGCCAAUGUUAAUCCGGGUACUCAAUGCGCCCGACAAUCAGCAGACGGUAUCGCGUCGUCUAAUGCUUACAGAGAGCGGAAUCGGAUUCGUCGGCCGACGGUUGUACGACGCAUGGAGUGCCUGGCUUUACGUUACAGUCUUUGAAAAUACAUUUUAUUCGAUCUGCGCCUAAUCAGGAUCAAUUUUUACGAUUUCAACAUUUUUUGAUUUUGCGUAUUUUCUCACACAGUCUGAUACGGAAGCGUGUUUGCUGACCACCAACUUUGCUUUUCCUUCGUCUCCAGCAAUUCUUGCAAUCUGAUCGACAUGUUUCUUUACUAUAUUACAAGAUGACUUAGCUUCCCAUACCUCUAUAUUGCCAUUAUUUUCAGUAACGAAGUCGGCAAGACCACCUUUCGUUUGGACUUCGACUUUGAUCACCCUGUACCUAAUCCUCAGAAAUAGAAAUACUUUUUUAGCGAAUGCUGGUCCCUUAUUGUUGAUGGCAGACAUCUCGAGAAAACUAUCUGUAAACGAUAAUAAAUCAAGUUAUCCUAUCGGCAAAUGAAAAAACGGCAUAAAAAUUACAAUAAAAUUAAUUUGAAAUAUAAGUUAAAAUGACUUAACAGCAAUAGUAUACUAUAUAUUUGUAGAAAAUCAUACUCUGUUCAUGUUGACUGUAUGUAGAGAGAGAAAGAAAAAGAGAAAUUAAUAAGUUAUUUUGAAUACUGUUUUUGCUAAAAUUGUAUUAAAUUCUAUUUAAAAAAACAAA